Paracoccidioides brasiliensis Pb18 is the source of this 1569-nucleotide messenger RNA. RefSeq lists its product as uncharacterized. The record is from RefSeq and is a predicted model, not a curated record. Bases 1 to 1569 code for a protein of 522 amino acids. Gene Ontology annotation, molecular function: FAD binding; proline dehydrogenase activity. Gene Ontology annotation, cellular component: mitochondrion. The transcript has a single exon.
AUGCGAAGACAGGUCGCCUUCAAAACUACCUCUGCCUGUUUCGGUUAUGCUGGGCCUCGGACUCCUGCCAGGCGAGCUUUCUCAUGGAAUCGAGGUCCUGUUAGAUAUUCCCACCAGGGACCCGGCCAGCUUUCCGAUCAUUCACUGCCUGCUGCAGGAGGGUCCUCCAUAUCCCCACCCGGCGCAACGAGGCCAUACGCAACGCUGAAUCAUACGAUGCCUUCGUCCAAUACUCCAAAAUCCUCUCCCCUUUCGAUUCUUCCCUUAUCCACUAUACUGAGAUCCCUAUUCGUCACUACUAUUUCGUCUUCACCUCUCCUCUUCCCCCCCUCUUUGGCAUUUUUGACAGUCUUAGCGAAGCCCGACUCAACCUUCUUAAAUCCUGAUAAUAAUCUUCUCUUGAAGACUCUACUGGGACAGACGAUGUAUGCCCAGUUCUGUGCGGGAGAAACCCGAGCAGAGGUAAAGGGGAAUAUCAAGGAAUUGAAGAAGAUCGGUUUCUCCGGUGUCAUAUUAGGGUAUGCGCGGGAAGUCACAAUGGAUGAGGCCGAGAUACAGUCUCUGGCCCAAGCCACGGUCACGAAAGAACGGGAGGAAGAUAAGGCUCAGGGCAUUGCUGACUUGACAGCAUGGAAGGAAGGGACCCUCGAAACAGUCGACCUAGCAGACGAUGGAGACUUUGUGGCUCUGAAAUUCACUGGAGCCGGGAAGGGAUCAGUCCGCCAUUUGCUACACGGCUUACCGCCGUCGUCCGAGCUCGAAGAAGCCAUUGUGGAGAUUUGCGAGAGGGCAAAGGCGCGCAAUGUAAGGUUGUUGAUCGAUGCUGAGCAGCAAGCUGUUCAGCCAGCGAUUGACAAAUGGGCUCUUGACUUCCAACGACGGUAUAACAAGGGACCAAACCAACGGGCUAUUGUGUAUUCGACUUAUCAGGCCUACUUGCGUUCUACCCCUAAAACACUUUCUGAGCACUUGGCAAUUGCAAAGGCGGAGGGAUUCGUUCUUGGAGUCAAGCUGGUCCGUGGUGCAUAUCUAGGAACUGAACCGCGACAUCUCAUUUGGGCCACGAAAGAGGAUACCGAUAAAGUAUAUGACGGCAUUGCCGAAUCGUUGAUUAAACAGCAAUAUGGAGAAAUCCUUUCACCUCACCACCACCCUUCGACCGGCGACAGCAGUGGACAAAGCAACACCUUUCCAAAAGUGAACCUCGUGUUAGCUUCUCACAAUCGUGCCUCGGUCGAACGAGCCCAGAAAACUCAAAACGAGCAACUCCGCCGGACUGGCACUGAGCAGAUCGAAAUGGCAUAUGGUCAGCUGUCAGGCAUGGCGGAUGAUAUCAGCUGCGAGCUAGUGCAGGCCGGGAAAGUCGCCCGUGAACAGCAAGCAGAGGGGGUGACGGCUGAAGUCGAGGCGCCAAAGGCGUACAAGUACCUUGUAUGGGGAACCGUGGGCGAGUGUACUCGGUAUUUGCUUCGGAGGGCUCAGGAGAAUAGGGACGCGGCAUCUAGGACGGAGGAGACGAGGAGAGCCAUGGCGAAGGAGCUGCGGAGGAGGUUGGUUGGAGGCCGCUAG